UGAGGAGGUGCAGCUGCUUGCAAAGAGAACUGCCCCAACUGCGUGAGGUAUGGAAGGACGCCGAUUCACAUCCGAGCUUAUGGGGGAGUAUGACGACGCCAUGGAUUCUGAUCGGUCAGGUGUAGAGGACAUUGCUGGCACUCAGAUGGACCGAGGUGGAGGUGUGSMGCGUGGCUCAGCACGRCAAUGGCCGCGSACGMCGUUCARCAACGAGGGAUUCCAGCCCGGUGCACAACAAUCGCAGUACACAUCGGCUCCACCUUCUAGCCGGGGAGGGCAUGCGGGAGGUGGAGCGGGAGCGGGUGUUCGUGGUUCUUCCUCCUUGUAUGGUCGCCAAGCGGUGCAGAUGCAUGACGAGUCCAUCGGUGUUUACCCGCCCGCCGAACUGCCGUCUAGCGCGCGGGGAGGGGCGGUAGGCAACGACGAUCGGUCUGCUGCAUGGGCACCGGGGAGUUCGCAGGGUAUGGCGCAUUCCCCGUACGGAUCGGUCAUGUCAUGCGGUGUUACAGGUCCACGACGCUCGUCGCCGGGUGGAAGAAUGGAGAACGUCGUGAUGGCCGAUCACGUGGAAAGGCAUGGAGAAAGGACUGCGUUUGCGGUUGAGGGGUGGCAUGGCAAGACAACUGCGAUGCAUCUCGGUGAUGAGGCCGUUGCUUCUUCCACACCUUCUCGGUCAGGGGGGCCUGCAGGCAAUGUCACGGGCAAAAGGACAGCGGACGAUGCUGUCGGCGAAGGUUCAGUCAUGCGGGGCGAUGUCGGUCGAUCGGCGGAGGAUACGGCAUCGGGGCAAAAGAAGCAGCGUGCGAGGAGGGCGCCGAGGGCGGAGGGGGGGAAGAAGAACAACCCGUGGACCUUGGAGGAGCGGAUAGCGUUGGGGAGGACUUGCGUGAAAGACGAUGCCCUCAUGGCCGACGCCAACGGCGUGCAUAAGCACAAGACGCGUGGCAAAAGAUACGAAUGGAUCGCAGAUCGAUUGAAGGAGGAGGGGUACAACAGGACAGCGGAGGACUGCAGGAAGAAGUGGACGAAACUCAAGGAGAUCGUUAGCCAGAUCGGGGACAAGUGCUACAGGUCUGGGGAGGCAGGCUACUUCAACAUGACCACAGAGCAGCGAAGGGAGAAGGACGUCUGCACUACGUUCGAGGAGCCUCUUUGGGAUGCGAUGGAGUGGUGGCGAUUGAAGAAGUCGUACACGUGCGACGCCACUCUCGCUUCAGAGGACCUGGCAGGUGGCGGAGGGAGCGGAUCGGGGCGCAGCGAUGGCGGUAGUGAUGGGGGUGAAGGUGGAGGGGGCAACUUGUCGGGGCAGGGCCAGGGCGGGACUGGACCGGGCCUUGCUGGUGGAGGGAGCCGAUCAGGCGAGAUCGGUGGAGGGAUCGGAACCCGGGAAGGAGGCGUAGGAGGCGGUUCGACGAGGGGUGGGGGUGUCGCAUCUGAUGGCAGUGGCACGGACGCUUCAGACACGAGUGGCAGGUCGCGCAAGACAUCGUCGGGUAGGGUGCGUGGCGACGCACCCGCAUCCUCAUCUUCGACGAGGACAACCAUGGAAGACUCGACGAAAACACUUUGCGAAGGUCUUGACAAGGCUUCCGGAACACAGGCUCGUUCUACAUGCGAGGGAGCGGCUAUGAUGUCCACGAAGAUCGGCGACGUCGCAGUCCAGAUCGGAGCUGUCACGGGUGCCAUGCACGAGGGGAAUGCUGUUCUGCAAAGCCUCGUAGCAGUCAUGGUCGCCAGAUCGUCAAACUCCACACGCGGCAGAGGAGAGAACGACCCGUCAUAAAAGGGACUGGCCGAUGUGGACAGGUGACAGAGCCGUCAUAAAAGGGACUAGCCGAUGUGGACAGGUGUCCAUUAUUUGCCGCCCGCACAUGUG
Messenger RNA from Chara braunii, 1876 nucleotides. NCBI's taxonomy places the organism in Eukaryota, Viridiplantae, Streptophyta, Charophyceae, Charales, Characeae. The record is from the annotation of a GenBank genome assembly.